GUGGAUCGUCUACACAGCGCCGCACCCUCAGCAGUGCUACGCGUGCUUGGGAUCGCGUCCAGGGAGAUUCAUGGAGCUCACCACCGAGGACACAGCCCUUGUGAUUUCGUCUUUGCCUGCUAGGGUAGAGUUCCACCGAGUGGAUAAAGAUAAACGCAAGAAGGGAUACCGCGUUUAGGUGGUCACCAAAAAUGAGGAUGGGCUGACCGUGGUCUGGCAACGACUGAUGAAGGCCAACUGCAGGAGCAGGAACCGUCCCGCAGAGACGGCGUUCUUCGAACAACUCACAGAGGAUGGCUGGGUAUCCAGGUUCUCGGAGAAACACGCUGCAGAAGAGGAAAGGGCGAAAAAUAAGCGCAAGUCUUCCUUGCUGCCAGAUGAAGAUGGCUCCUUUCGUGGGCUGGAGCAGAUCAAAAGGAUCGCACGCGAGGCCGCCACAGCUGGUGUUGCGGCUCGCCGCGAAGCCGCACUGGUGGUGAGCGGCCAAGGCGGGAGCCGGGCGAAUAGUGGCCGCCGCAAAGGGCAUUGCGGCAAAGCGUUGACUGCAAGUUUGCGGGAACGUCUGCGGGCCAAGACCGGCAAAUCUUCUUCAGAGAUGAGCGCGAGACAGAUCGAGCGUGUUUUGGGGAUGUACGAAGAUAUGGAUCGUGCGGCGCUCGAGGAGAGGGUGCGCACCUUGCGAGGAAAGGGGGGGCUCGACCACACGGGCGUGCAGGCGAAGGCCCGGGCUCAAUUGGCGGCAGCUAAACGGCGAGACAGGGCCUCAGAGAUCGAGGAAAAGCAUCGAGAGUGGGCCGAGCUGUGCCUGUCACACGCCAAGGACGAGCUCAGCCGGUUGCAGCGGGGAGUGAAGGAAGAUGAGCAAGAGUUCGGUGAGAGACUUCAGUUCAAGGACGAAGCGUCGCAACACCAGCUCAUGAAGGUGAUGCACCAGAUCCACGCGCUUAAGACCCUCUACCGGAAGCUUGUGGAGGGUGGAGACCGAGACGAUUGCAUCGAAGCAGCGGCUGAUCAUGUCCACGUCUCCGUGCAUACUAUCCAGGAAUGGGAUUCCGACUUCCGGACAAACGGCAGGCUGGAGGUGAAUUGCCAGACGAUUACAUUGUAAACCUCACUGAGAUGUCGGAGCAGCCGCGUACUUCGCAUGACAGCGGUGGUAGUAUAGUUCAUACUGUAAGCGGAUGGAUUUUGACUUCGAAGCAAUACUUUUUGGGGGGAUUUUCGCGGGGACUCCGUCGAUGUGUUCGAGUAUUUCGUGGGGGGUAUGGGUGUAGUUGAAUAUAGACGCGCGUGGGGUGCAUGGGUUUCGGAGCAGUCGCGUGGCAGCGCACGUAGUUUUUAAGCGGAUGGAUAUAGUACUGU
This is a messenger RNA of Ectocarpus sp. CCAP 1310/34, 1362 nucleotides long. Lineage: Eukaryota; Phaeophyceae; Ectocarpales; Ectocarpaceae. The record is from the annotation of a GenBank genome assembly.